Messenger RNA from Cutaneotrichosporon oleaginosum, 888 nucleotides. RefSeq lists its product as uncharacterized. Gene Ontology annotation, biological process: signal transduction; regulation of G2/M transition of mitotic cell cycle; G1/S transition of mitotic cell cycle. NCBI's taxonomy places the organism in Eukaryota, Fungi, Basidiomycota, Tremellomycetes, Trichosporonales, Trichosporonaceae. Gene Ontology annotation, cellular component: cytoplasm; nucleus; cyclin-dependent protein kinase holoenzyme complex. The record is from RefSeq and is a predicted model, not a curated record. Gene Ontology annotation, molecular function: cyclin-dependent protein serine/threonine kinase activity; cyclin binding; ATP binding.
AUGUCCCUCGACCACUACACCAAACUCGAGAAGGUUGGCGAAGGCACGUACGGCGUCGUGUACAAGGCGCGCGAUAUCCGGACAGGAACUUAUGUCGCGCUCAAGAAGAUCCGGCUUGAGGCUGAGGACGAGGGCGUGCCCAGCACCUCGAUCCGCGAGAUCUCAUUGCUCAAGGAGUUGAGCAAGGACGACAACAUUGUCAAGCUCCUCGACAUCGUCCACUCGGACGCCAAGCUCUACCUCGUCUUCGAGUUCCUUGACCUCGACCUGAAGCGGUACAUGGACUCGAUCGGCGACAAGGACGGCCUCGGCCCGGGGAUGGUCAAGAAGUUCUGCUACCAGCUCGUCAAGGGCUUGUACUACUGCCACGCGCACCGCGUGCUGCACCGCGACCUCAAGCCUCAGAACCUCCUCAUUAACAAGGAGGGCAAUCUCAAGCUGGCCGACUUCGGCCUCGCCCGCGCCUUCGGCAUCCCCCUGCGGACGUACACGCACGAGGUCGUGACGCUGUGGUACCGCGCGCCCGAGGUGCUCCUCGGCUCGCGCCACUACUCGACGGCCAUCGACAUGUGGUCAGUCGGCUGCAUCUUCGCCGAGAUGGCGAUGCGCCAGCCCCUCUUCCCCGGCGACUCGGAGAUCGACGAAAUCUUCCGCAUCUUCCGCCUCCUCGGCACGCCAGACGAGACGAUCUGGCCCGGCGUACGCAGCCUCCCGGACUACAAGCCCACCUUCCCGCAAUGGCACCCGCACGACCUCAAGGGGACGGUCACGGCGCUCGACGACGACGGCAUCGACCUCCUCGCCCAGAUGCUCGUGUACGACCCCGCCCACCGCAUCUCGGCAAAGCGCGCCCUCAACCACCCCUACUUUGACUCGGGGUCGCCGUAG